UCCGUUGGUAUAUUUUGUCCGGCAAAUUGCGGUCCCACUGAUUGUGAAAUCCACUUUGAUAACGAAUUUUAACACCAGAAUUUCUAGGAUUCCAUCACAAUGCAGAAAGUAUUGGGACGAAUCCAGGCGCAGGUCCUCCGCUCCCGGGCCACAAAUGCAGUGGCCACAGUCGUGAGGCAUGAGGCCACAUCCUCCAGAACAGCCGCGAAACCGGCUGCCACAUCUAAAGAAUUCCGUGAGAGACAGGUGCGAUUCAACAUCAAGAACGAACAGACCGAGGGUAGACCCCUUUACCUGGAUGCCCAGGCCACCACGCCAAUGGAUCCACGUGUGCUGGACGCCAUGCUUCCCUACCUGACAAACUACUACGGGAACCCCCACUCCCGGACCCACGCCUACGGCUGGGAAACGGAGCAGGCAGUGGAAAAGGCGCGCGAGCAGGUUGCUACUUUGAUCGGCGCCGAUCCCAAAGAGAUCAUCUUCACAUCCGGCGCAACCGAGUCGAAUAAUAUAUCCGUAAAGGGGGUUGCCAGGUUCUACGGCACGAAAAAGAGGCACGUGAUCACAACCCAAACGGAGCACAAGUGCGUCCUGGACUCGUGCCGUGCAUUAGAAAACGAAGGUUUCAAAGUCACCUACUUGCCUGUAUUGGCCAAUGGACUUAUUGACCUCCAGCAGCUGGAAGAGACCAUCACACCCGAGACUUCAUUGGUGUCCAUCAUGACGGUGAACAACGAGAUCGGUGUCAAGCAGCCCAUAGAUAAGAUAGGCAAACUGUGCCGCUCCCGUCGUGUAUUCUUUCAUACGGACGCCGCUCAGGCAGUGGGCAAAAUCCCGCUGGACGUGAAUGCCAUGAACAUUGAUCUAAUGUCCAUAUCGGGACACAAGAUCUACGGGCCGAAGGGUGUCGGUGCUCUCUACGUGCGUCGCAGGCCCAGAGUUCGUCUGGAACCCAUCCAAAGCGGCGGCGGCCAAGAGCGUGGGUUGAGAAGCGGCACGGUUCCAGCCCCGCUGGCCGUGGGAUUGGGAGCUGCUGCCGAGCUUGCUCUUCAUGAGAUGGAUUACGACAAAAAGUGGGUUGACUUCCUCUCCAAUCGCCUGCUGGACAGGAUUUCGAGUGCCUUGCCGCAUGUUAUCAGGAAUGGCGAUGCAAAAGCCACCUAUAAUGGCUGCCUGAACCUAUCCUUUGCAUACGUUGAGGGUGAGUCCCUGCUGAUGGCCCUCAAGGAUGUUGCCCUGAGCAGCGGAUCUGCCUGUACUUCCGCCUCGCUGGAGCCAUCGUACGUUCUGCGAGCGAUCGGCACCGACGAGGAUUUGGCUCACAGCUCGAUACGCUUCGGUAUUGGCCGCUUCACCACUAUCGAGGAGGUGGACUACACCGCCGACAAGUGCAUCAAGCAUGUGGAACGACUGCGGGAGAUGUCCCCACUGUGGGAGAUGGUUCAGGAAGGCAUCGACCUAAAGACCAUCCAGUGGUCGCAGCACUAAUAUACUAAUAUUUAAGCCGUUACUGUUACCCCACACUUCGAAAGCAAAGGGAAAAAUAAAUUAGUUGAAAGAGUA
Molecule: messenger RNA, 1563 nt
Organism: Drosophila eugracilis
Lineage: Eukaryota; Metazoa; Arthropoda; Insecta; Diptera; Drosophilidae
Product: cysteine desulfurase, mitochondrial
Exons: 2
Coding region: 100-1488 (462 amino acids)
Biological process (GO): [2Fe-2S] cluster assembly
Cellular component (GO): nucleus; mitochondrion; cytosol
Molecular function (GO): pyridoxal phosphate binding; cysteine desulfurase activity
Source: RefSeq, a predicted model, not a curated record